AUGUAUCUCUAUCUUAUUCUCAUAUUUAUUUGUGAAGCUUUUGCCAGUGGAGAUGAUGCUGGAGCUCCGCCACCAGUUCACGAAAGUUUCUAUUUCACCGACAAGUUGAAAGCAUUCGAGUUUCGCAAAGAGGAAAGCCCGAGUGAAGAAGCUUCAAUAAUUGAAUAUAUCGGAAGUGAAAUGUUCUCUCAUAACUCAACGCAGAAAGGAAUGAAAAUCAAAAUCAAUUAUUUCGACAAUGUUUGGAGUCCUAUUCGUUUUCACGGACCUCAUCAUGGAUCCGAUUAUUUUGAAUUACUGGAGAAAAGCCACAAACCACUCGAGUACGUUGUGCCGAACGAGCAAGUUUUCAUGGAAUACACACAAGAGACUGGAGAAUUUAAAGGAUCAAUCAAAGAGGUUGAUAUCAAAGAAGGUUGUAAUUGCGCUCAAAAAGUGGAAUCACCUCAAAAUGGUUCAAUCAUUACAGUCACAAUUCGACAAAGGAUUUCAAAGGGUUGCCCACCAAUCGCCUGUGCCUGGGAACCGUUAGAUCGACGAAUUGAGCGAUUCAUCACCAUUGAGUACUCUUCAAAUCUCAACUCAAAUGACACUUUCUAUAUUCGGGUCAACAAUAAGCACAGGGAAUUAUUAAAAAUGCAACAAGAAGCAAACGGGACCCUCAAAUUUCAAAGCAAACUCUUUCAAUCGAGGAUUUUCUUGCAGCAACUGGAGGAAACACCCAAUCCGAUACAAAUCACUAAAGUUGUCACAAAUCAAAAGCUGGCCCUGGCCUAUCUACCGGAGAUCAUCUUUUUCGGAUUGGACAGACCGAUGAUACUGAAGAAGAUUAUGAAAACCCUUAACGUAACCACCACCGUUGAUCCGGCCGCUGCCACUAUCACUGGUCCUUCAACCGUUGCACCCGUCACAGAGACUGACCUUCCUGAAAGCACAAAAACGCAACUCUUAUUGGAUUCAGUCAGCGACGCGGCAAAAGAAUUCUUCCGCUACAACUAUGGAGAUCUUCUGAAGCAACCGAACGUAAGCGACAACUAUGGCCUUUGUGCACCGUUACCUCCAAGUAGCACUCUUCCAUCAUUUCCGAAAUUUAAAGAAAUGAGUGCCGUUUGGAUUGUCUUGAUUGCUCUUGGUGGCACGUUUCUUUUCCUUUUUGUGGCGAUCGUUUGCAUGUGCACGUGUUGCAGACGGUAUUGUUGGUGUCCGGAUCUUGGAGGAGGUGAUAAGCUUCACAUUGUGAAGCCAUUAGAAGAG
This is a messenger RNA of Mesorhabditis belari, 1254 nucleotides long. NCBI's taxonomy places the organism in Eukaryota, Metazoa, Nematoda, Chromadorea, Rhabditida, Rhabditidae. The record is from the annotation of a GenBank genome assembly.